GUCCACUUGGCUUGAGUCACAGAGCACAUUACUCUCUAAAAGAGACUCUCUAACAGCUCAGACGCAGAAUCACAUAUAUAUUCACUUCAAAUAGAGUAGCAGCAGGACUGUAAACAAACUGAGGUGGAAAAAAAACAGAGGAUCGAGCACCAAAAUGGAAGCAACAUCCUCACUGUUCAAGUCAGUGUCUCGGCGCGUUUGGUCACCUCCUCAGCGUCCGUUCAGAGUGUGUUCCUGGAACAGAGAGGUCAAAAAAGGCAUCACUGCGGGAACCCUGGAGGAGCUCAAAGAGAGGGCAGGCCAGGCUCUGCUGAUUUCUAAAAUGCUGACUCUGGUGUGUGAGGAAGACGGGACAGAGGUGGACUCAGAUGAGUUCCUCAUAGCCCUGCCGGACAACACUGUUUUCAUGUGUCUGCAACCUGGAGAGAUCUGGAGGCCUCAUCCGUUGCGUCAAAGGGGUGGAAACAAACCAGGUGAUAGUAAACCAAGGACAGGAAAAGACAUCGCUCAGAUAACCUUUGACCUCUACCGUACGCAUCCCAAAGAUGUGUUUGGCUCGCUGAAUGUUAAAGCCACAUUCCAGGGGCUUUACUCCGUCAGUGCAGAUUUUCAGUGCUUGGGGCCAAAGAAGUUCCUGAGGGAGGCUCUCAAAAUGAUGUCCACUCUCCUUCACGCUGCUGGUCACUUGCUGAUCUCAUCCGCUGCUGUGAUUCGCCGAAUUAUCCAAGGGGCGGACAUGCUUCAAGCCCAGAAUAACAAACAAAUUGAGUAUUGGGAGUAAUGAGAAAUGUAUCAUUUAGAAGACAUGAAUUUGAGAUCAGGAACAUGGGAAAGAGAUGUUUUUUUUUUCUGAGAUGUAAGGAUACACAGAUUUAUAUGGUAAUGCUAAAGUUUAAUUUAGCACAAAUGAUGCAUCAGCUUUGCAUCAUUUAUUGUAUGAAAAUGUUCAUUGCUUUACUACCAUUCCAAAGCUUAUGAUCAGUGUUUUUCAAUCAUGUACAAAAAUAAACAUGUUUUUUUGUACUUCAUUGAAAAACUGGAGGCUUGGGUGUCACGCGAUCCUUCAAACAUCAUUCUAAAAUGCUGAUUUGGUGCUCAAGAAACCUUAAUUAAAUAAAAAAAUAUGUUUUUAUUUA
Molecule: messenger RNA, 1136 nt
Organism: Danio aesculapii
Lineage: Eukaryota; Metazoa; Chordata; Actinopteri; Cypriniformes; Danionidae
Gene: cideb
Product: cell death inducing DFFA like effector b
Exons: 5
Coding region: 155-781 (208 amino acids)
Biological process (GO): apoptotic process; regulation of apoptotic process
Source: RefSeq, a predicted model, not a curated record